Messenger RNA from Boleophthalmus pectinirostris (great blue-spotted mudskipper), 2803 nucleotides. Its product is annotated as 1-phosphatidylinositol 4,5-bisphosphate phosphodiesterase delta-1-like. Gene Ontology annotation, molecular function: calcium ion binding; phosphatidylinositol-4,5-bisphosphate phospholipase C activity. The transcript is spliced from 15 exons. The coding region runs from base 162 to 2411 and encodes 749 amino acids. Lineage: Eukaryota; Metazoa; Chordata; Actinopteri; Gobiiformes; Gobiidae. Gene Ontology annotation, biological process: lipid metabolic process; phosphatidylinositol-mediated signaling. The record is from RefSeq and is a predicted model, not a curated record.
UUCACAGUUCGGACCAGAGGAAGUGCGUUGUGCUGAGCGCUGUUGUGGGAUCUUUUCUAAAAAGUUGCCCUAACCAAUUUGAAUAGCGCUUAUGGAAAGAAGAAACUUACAUUGGUUAAGGGGAGUUCAAAUACACUGAUUUACCCACGAAAAGGAGAGAAAUGGAGACCAGUGUGAACGAGAAACAACCAGGUUUGGAGGGAGAUCCAGAACUUCAGUUUCUCCUUCAGGGUGGAGACCUUCUCAAAGUUCGCUCCCAGUCCUGGAAGAAGACUCGAUAUUUCAGGCUCCAGGAGGACUGCAAAACCAUGUGGCGCGAGUCCAAAAAACCCUUCAGGAAAAACCCCACCUUUUCCUUGGAUGAUGUCUCUGCCUUACGAUUGGGCCGUCAGUCAGAGGGUUUGAAGAAGUACACAGAAGAACAGGUGGAUGGGCGCUGCUUCUCCAUCAUGUUCAAAGGUCACCGCAAAAACUUGGACUUGAUGGCCAGCUCUGAGGAGGAGGCCAAACAGUGGGUAAACAGCAUGGAGAAAGUGAUCUCCAUCUUAAACAACUUGAACCACGAGGAGAAGACCGAACAUUGGAUUUUAACAUGUCUGAGAAAAGCAGACAAAAACAAAGAUGACCAACUGAGUGAAUCUGAGGUCAAAAACUUCAUGCGUUUAAUCAAUGUUGACUUGGAUGACGAAUACACAGAAAUGCUCUUUAAGAAAUGUGACACAUCAAAAAGCGGAUAUCUGUCUGGAGAGGAGAUCAAGCAUUUAUAUGACUUGUUAACUGAUCGAGAGGAAAUUGAUGUAAUUUAUGGAGAAUAUGCCAAAAGCACAGGGUACAUGAAUCCUGACAAUCUGGUGGAGUUUCUAAUGAAGGAGCAGCGAGAGAAGGCUUCACUGAUAGACGCCCACAGGAUUAUUGACCAGUGUGAGCCAGAUGAAGCAGCCAAAGCCAAGAAGCUGCUGUCUAAAGAUGGGUUCCUCGUGUACCUGCACAGACCUGAGACCUUCCUCCUGAAUCCAGACCAUAAAGGCGUUUACCAAGACAUGAGCCAGCCCCUGAACCACUACUUCAUCUCCUCCUCCCACAACACUUACCUGGAGGAGGACCAGCUCAAGGGGCCCAGCAGCACCGAGGCCUAUGUCAGGGCUCUUCUUAAGGGCUGCCGCUGUGUGGAGCUGGACUGCUGGGACGGCUCAGAUGACGAGCCGGUGAUCUACCAUGGCUACACUCUCACCUCUAAGAUCCUCUUUAAAGAUGUCAUCAAAGCCAUCAAGCAGUAUGCUUUUAAGACCUCUGAAUACCCAGUGAUACUCUCUCUGGAAAACCACUGCAGCGUAGAGCAGCAACAAGUCAUGGCCCAUCACAUGAGCUCAAUCCUGGGCAGUGCGCUUGUUACCAAACCCUUGGGAGAAGGCAUGCCCAUAACCUUCCCAUCUCCAGAGGAGCUAAAAGGGAAGUUCUUGAUCAAAGGAAAGAGGUUAAACAAACUUGAGUCCCUUUUCAUUCAAGAAGCAGAUGCUGAAGAUACAGAUGUUACAGAAGAGGAGGAGUCAGGCUGUGAAGAGGUGACUGAGGAGAAACAAAAGGCCAAAAAGAAGUUGAAACUUGCCAGAGAGUUGUCUGACAUGGUGAUCUACUUGAAGAGUGUGCAUUUCCAUAGUUUUGAAGAUGCAAGAAACAACUUGAGCUUUUAUGAGAUGUCGUCUUUCAAGGAGGGAAAGGCAAAGAAGCUAGCAACAGAGUCUGCUAAUGGUUACAUUCGUCAUAAUGUGGACAAACUGAGCCGUAUUUAUCCUGCUGGCUCUAGAACUGACUCCUCCAACUACAAUCCAGUGUCGCUUUGGAACGCCGGCUGUCAAAUAGUUGCCUUAAACUUUCAGACAACUUGUGAAGACAUGGAUGUGUACCAGGGCAAAUUUAUGGUUAAUGGAAAGAGUGGGUACAUCCUGAAACCGGCCUAUAUGAGAAACAAGGCCACAGACUUUGACCCCAUCACUCUGACCAGAGGAGAAUGGCUCCGACACAAGAUAUUUCAUGUUAUGAUUAUAUCAGGUCAGCAGCUUCCAAAAGUCAACAAAAAGAAAUCCUCAGUUGUAGAUCCAAUAGUUAAAGUGGAGAUCCAUGGCGUCCCAGCAGAUGUGGCCACAAAAGAGACCCACGUAAUUAACAACAAUGGUUUUAACCCAUCUUGGAAUGAAAGCUUCCAGUUCGAUGUCUAUGUACCAGAGUUGGCACUGGUGAGAUUUCUUGUGGAAGACUAUGACUCCACAUCUGAUAAUGAAUUUGUCGCCCAAUACACAGUUCCCUUCACUAGUCUUCAAAUGGGUUACAGACAUAUUCCUCUACUGGACAAGACUGGGGAUGCCCUUCCAUCAGCCAGACUUUUUGUUCAUAUCAUGGUUGUAGAUGUUUAAUGUCACUGGGAAACAUUUUUUUCUGCCAGACCAUGAUUUUUUUUUUUUAAUUCAUGUUUUAUUUUUGUGUUUAAUUUAUUGGCUUGUAUCAAAAAGUGGCACUAGUUACUAGAUACAUAUAUACAUGCUGAUCAAACUACACCUUUUUUCCUCUUUUUUUUUUUUUUUUGGAGCAAAUGUUUAAUUGUACAAAAGCAAUCACAUUAUUUUAUGUUCCAAUCUCAUUUAAAGGUUUUCAAGUCUUAAUAAUGUUGAGAUUUUAAUGAAUUCAGACAUUAAGCAUAUCAAAACAUUGUACUGUACUGUGUGCAAGUUCAGAGUUUAGGAAGAUUAUUUUUCUUGUAAAAUCAGCACUGUGCUAUAUUUUAUAAAUGAAUAUUUUGAAUAUUCAA